Messenger RNA from Ananas comosus (pineapple), 2191 nucleotides. RefSeq lists its product as uncharacterized. The transcript has 7 exons. Bases 198 to 1799 code for a protein of 533 amino acids. Lineage: Eukaryota; Viridiplantae; Streptophyta; Magnoliopsida; Poales; Bromeliaceae. The record is from RefSeq and is a predicted model, not a curated record.
UAUAUCGAUCAAAAAUUAGUUAAGAAAAUAGCCCGAAAUUCACCCCCCCAAAAAAAAAAAAAAGUCGAAGGAGAGGGAGAAGAGACGAGGAUCGAACCAAACCCUAGGAGGAGGAGGAGGAGGAGGACGACGACGACGACGACGACGACGACGACGACGAAGAAGAAGAAGAAGAAGAGGUCGAUCGCCCCCUUUCCAUGGCACACCCGUCGCCCCCGCAUCGGGGCUUCGUCUACGUGGGGAUCGUCCUUCUUCUGGGGUUAGGGUUUGGAUCCGACCUCGCUAUCGCCGCGGGGUUCAAGGUGCCCUUCCGCGUGAAGGACGUGCUCCCGAUCCUCCCGCGCCAGGUCUCGUGGCCCAUGAUGAGCACCAUCCACAGCGCCGUCGACCUCUUGCCCUCCUUCGUCGGCUCCGUCGGAGCCGACCCCUCGGGGAGCUCCCUCGCGUGGAAGGGGGCCUGCUUCUUCGAGAACGAGGCGCGGCUCGAGCUCACCGAGGGCGAUCGCGAGGAUGGGCUCGGCGGGGGGAUCCUCCACCUCAAGACUUCGGCAGCACACAGCUGGACAUGCAUGGAUCUAUAUGUAUUUGCGACACCAUACAGGAUAACAUGGGAUUACUACUUUGCCGCACGAGAACAUACCCUAGAGAUAAAGUCGUGGGAAGAACAAGCAGAAAUGGAAUAUGUAAAACAACAUGGUAUUUCUGUUUUCCUUAUGCCAUCCGGGAUGCUCGGAACUUUGCUAUCCUUGCUUGAUGUCAUACCCCUAUUUUCGAACACUAUCUGGGGCCAGAAUGCGAACUUAGCCUUUUUAGAAAAGCACAUGGGCGCCACAUUUAAGAAACGUUCCCAACCUCCAAUAACGAAUAUUAAUGUAGAGGAUAUUCACUCCGGCGACUUCUUGGCUGUGUCAAAGAUCCGCGGACGAUGGGGUGGAUUCGAGACUUUAGAGAAAUGGGUGACGGGUGCAUUUGCAGGGCACACGGCGGUUUGUUUAAAGGAUGAGAUGGGCAACCUCUGGGUGGGCGAAUCUGGCCAUGAAAAUGAGAAGGGAGAGGAGAUUAUUGUUGUAAUUCCGUGGGAUGAAUGGUGGGAGUUGGCGCUAAAGGAUGACUCCAACCCUCAGAUAGCUUUAUUGCCAUUGCAUCCUGACUUGCGUGCGAGGUUUAAUGAGACAGCGGCUUGGGAAUAUGCCAAGAGCAUGGCAGGGAAGCCUUAUGGUUAUCACAACAUGAUAUUCAGCUGGAUUGACACGAUAGCUGACAACUACCCACCGCCUGUUGAUGCUAACUUGGUAAUGUCUGUUAUGUCCAUGUGGACUAGAUUGCAACCUGUUUAUGCUGCUAACAUGUGGAAUGAAGCCCUUAACAAACGGCUUGGAACUGAGGAUUUGGACCUGCAUGCGAUCAUUGCUGAGACCGAAAGACGCGGGAUGACAUUCGAUCAGUUACUCACCAUCCCCGAACAAGACGAAUGGGUGUACAGUGAUGGUAAAUCAACUACGUGUGUUGCCUUUGUUCUUGCGAUGUACAAAGAGGCCGGAGUGUUUGCCCCAUUCUCCGAGUCCAUUCAGGUCACUGAAUUCACUAUUCGGGAUGCGUAUAUGCUCAAGAUUUUCGAGAGUAACCAAACACGGCUACCAAGUUGGUGUAACUCGGGGGAGGAGAAGCUUCCCUUCUGCCAAAUACUCGGAGAAUACCGGAUGGAGUUGCCAGAGUACAAUACAAUAGAACCGUACUCGAAAAUGAACGAGAACUGCCCUUCGUUGCCGCCGACUUACAAGAGACCGACGCGAUGCUGACCCUAAUUCCAUACCAGGUUUAAUUGAUAGGUGGGGCAAAAAGAAAAAAAGAAAAAAAUCUAAAAGCUCUGGUACUUCGCAUAUUAUUAGUUUUACCCAACAUUGUUGUUCCAUCUACCAUGUAAAUAAGUUGCUCUCUUUUAUGCUGCCGUUGUCAUCGUUGUCCCACUAAUAGGCGAUAGACAUUAAUUUCACACGAAAUGGGAGAGUACACAUGAACAGAUGCUGUUGCUGCUUCUUAAGUAUCAUAGUGUGGACUCAAGAUUUGCAGAUCAAAUCAGAUGAAAAGGUGCCCUGAUAGCAAAUUUAGUUUCAAUAUUUGUAAUCCUCAAGAGUAAUCUUUUGUAUUUUAUUAUCAUAAAUGUUUUUAAUGAAACUUGCUUGAACUUGAA